CCAAAACCCAAACCCUCCUCCCCUGCUUCCUCUGGUGACGGGUUGCGCCGCCGCCGACGAGUCACCGAGCGAGAUGGCGAGCUCGGCGCUGAGGCGAUCUCUUCCACGGCGCGGCUCGCUCCGGCGCCUCCUCCCUUCUCACCCACCAUCCGCCGCCACCUCCUCGUUCCUUCGCUCCUUCCACUCCGAAGAGAGCGCGGAGGGCGAGAGCACGGAGGGCUUUGAAAAGCGGAUGUUUGGGAACCAGAGGGAGCCGGAUGACAACUCGUUCUUCGGGAAGCUCGAUGGGUUUGGGAGCUCCUUCGGAAGAAGACAUGGCACAGGCUCUGGGAUGGGUGCCUUCAGUCAGCAGGGUGGGAUGGGUAACUUGUUUGGUGAGAGGAGUAGUCAUGGGAUCAUGGACGGUUUCGACUCCUUGAACGAUGGCAUGAACGAGAAGUUGGAUGACGCGGCCCGCACCUUUCACAUGACGGAUGAGGUUGAGGACGAUGACUAUGAUUUCAGGCCAGAUGUGAAUUACAGGCGAGGCUCGACUUACAAUGUCCGGGAUCUUGACCUGACAAGACCUGCAGCCCCAAAGAAUCCUCCUAGACCUCAGUUUGAAACAUCUACAAAGGAAGUCUUAAGGAAAGCUGAUUUUAGGAAUGUUAGAUUCCUCGCCAACUUUAUUACAGAGGCUGGCAUUAUCAUCAAGAGGAAUCAGACCAAGAUAAGUGCGAAAGCUCAGCGCAAGGUGGCGAGAGAGAUUAAAACAGCGCGUGCACUGGGGCUGAUGCCUUUCACGACAAUGGGCAAGAGACCAUUCAUCUUUGGCAGAAGUGCGGAAGAGGAUGCUUCAGAAGAGGAAUAUGGGUAUGAAUUCGUCCAGAAGGAUGCCGAGCCUGAAGACACUGUAGGCGAUGUUGUGCCCGAUGUGGAGACUGCGUAAACAAUCUGGAGUAGUUGGUCAUUUAUAGAAAAGUUCUCGCUUCUACUUAGUGCCUCGUGUUAUGUAUGUCACACUCUAUUUCUCCUAUCUAGUAUGGAUGCCUCUUGAGAAUAAUGGAAGCUUACGCCCCGCAAAACAUGAAACUGUUGAUAGUAUUGACUUAUGGAUUAGCUAUUCCUCAUUUUCAGGUUGCUUCUCCCCAUUUCUAUGGUUACAUCCUUAGAUAUAAUAUCAAGCCCUUCUAAACAAGGCACUAUGAAUGUACAACAGUUCAGAACAUUUUUUAAGUUGUCAGUCACUGCAUUUUUUGA
Molecule: messenger RNA, 1239 nt
Organism: Triticum dicoccoides
Lineage: Eukaryota; Viridiplantae; Streptophyta; Magnoliopsida; Poales; Poaceae
Exons: 5
Coding region: 74-928 (284 amino acids)
Biological process (GO): translation
Cellular component (GO): mitochondrial small ribosomal subunit; ribosome
Molecular function (GO): small ribosomal subunit rRNA binding; structural constituent of ribosome
Source: RefSeq, a predicted model, not a curated record